Phytophthora nicotianae INRA-310 is the source of this 1380-nucleotide messenger RNA. RefSeq lists its product as hypothetical. NCBI's taxonomy places the organism in Eukaryota, Oomycota, Peronosporomycetes, Peronosporales, Peronosporaceae. The record is from RefSeq and is a predicted model, not a curated record. The coding region runs from base 1 to 1380 and encodes 459 amino acids. The transcript is spliced from 2 exons.
AUGACGAACGUGUCAAGUGAAGCAAGCGCCGUAUCGACCGCGCUCAACGCUAUCACCCGCGCACAAGCGCGGAAGAUCCUCGCAACGCCGCCGGAUCCAGCGUCGGACGCGUCGUCCUGGGCUUCCCGGACGCUUAUUCAACCUGCUGGUCACGUCACUCCUGCGGCGACCACAGCGAACUUCGCGCCGAGAGUGUCGGCGCGUCCAAUCGACAAUACCCAAGUGUCGGAGUUCGUUCUACAUCGCCAGGCACUCACGCGAUUCGUUCGUGACGCACUGCAAGCAGCGGUUGACAAGCAGAAGGAGAACGCAGACAAGCGCGGCAGGAAGAACAAGGCCAAGUUCACGACAGGAGAGCGUGUGCUCCUGUCGACGGACGGUAUACGAAACUCGGCAAUAACCAACCUCGGCGCGAGCAAGCUCGCACCACGCUUUAUUGGACUGUUCAAGAUUACGAAAGUAUUGGGCGAUGCCUACACACUAGACAUACCGACGUCGUUGAGACUACACCCGACGUUCUACGUUGGGCGACUGAAGAAGUACUUCCCAGGUACGAUCCCUGCGACGGCUCAGACGGCUGAGCCGGAGGCGCGUGGGUCGUCCGUCCCUCGCGGAGUACGCGCUGUCGCAUCGAACCAUCCGAUCCAGGUACACGCUCCCGAGCCUGCGCUCCAGUCUGCACGCGACCGUGAAUCGCGCGUUCCAGUGUCCGCACCCGCUCCAGCAACUCCCGAUUCGACUGCCGCAGAGCAGUCGCGGUGUGCGACGCCUCCGACGACUGUUGCAGGGCGAUGUCAAUAUCCCGCUGAGAGUCCCAGAACUGGUUCACCAGUGUGUCAUCGUCUUGGCCAACCAGGACGCGAACGUUAUCAGCGCGACGGUCCACCUCCCAUUGUUGACGCUGCUGGUGAUCUCCGCUGGAUUGUCGAUCAUAUCGUGAGUCAUGAAGAUCCUCCACGAGCAUUGGCUCGCGGGCGUGCCGGCCGGACGAUUCCGACCACUCGCCGUUAUAGAGUCCGCUGGCUUGGCUUCUCCCCGAAGGACGAUACGUGGGAGCUCCGCGCCAAUCUCCUCCGGGACGUUCCGGAUGUGGUUCAGGAGUACGAGACGAAGAUUGCCGUGGCCAAUAACCAGUCCGAUACGUACGCGAGCGCGAACGAGAUCGUCGCCCACGCGCUGGAGAACAAGUUCGGCGACGCGAGCGAUCGCGUGAACGUGAACGCGACCGAGAUCCAAGCUCGCUUCUCAGCGAACCAGCUUCCCGUCGGGAACGGCCGCGUGAGCGCGACCGAGAGCGCGCGUGGCCAGCAGAGAUACCUCGACGCGUUGGCGGAGAGUUGCUCCGCUGGAAACGCCGCCGGCGCGAGCCCGCGGUGUUAA